AAGUUAUUGGUUGGCCAUCUAAUUUUUGCUACUCUGUGAAAUACACAGGUAAACAAUCCCUCCAGCGUGGAUUUAAGCAGCUAAAUUCCUUCACUUUGCCUUUUUUUCGUCUGUUUCUGUCUUUCUAGUCGUGUAGAAGCCUCCGUUCUCCACCAACAUGGAUGAAAACACGUUAAAACAGCUUGUGAAGCUCACUCAGGAGGGACAGUUCAGCUCUGUGGAGAAGCUGGUGUCUUUAGAAAACUCCACGGCGGUCCAAACUGUCUGUAGCAAACACUUCGGCCGGUCAGGGGACACUUUGCUGCACUACGCUGCCAGACACGGACACAUGGACAUCGUGGAGUUCUUUAUAGAGCGGGUGGGCAUGGACGUGGAGGUUUACAACAACGACUACAAGAGGCCGCUGCACGAAGCUGCGUCCAUGAGCCGCCAUGAGUGUGUGAGCUAUCUGCUGAGACGAGGAGCCAAGGUGGACAGUCUGAAGAAAGCGGACUGGUGAGAGCGUGAACUCGGCAACCUGCGAAUAUGUCAUUAUGAUGAAAUAAUCUUAGUUAGCACGCCCUCUGUUGGCUUUAAAACGGUACUGUGUCCGUGUAACGAGCAGCUCCCUUCGAUAGCUCAGUUGGUAGAGCGGAGGACUGUAGUGGCGUAAUGCUGAAAUCCUUAGGUCGCUGGUUCGAAUCCGGCUCGAAGGAGAGACAUUUUUGAUCGAUUAAAAAUGUAACAUCGGUGGCUCCAACACUUAAGCUUUUAUAUAUAUGGACUAAUUUUAUUUUAGAAUCAUAGGACGAUAUCAAUCAAUCAAACUUUAUUUUUAAAGCACUUUUCAUACGUGGAGGAAUCAUGCAGGAUAUUAAAAAACAAUGAAGUAAAACCCACCCUCUCAACCCUCAUUCAACACAUACAGCACUUACACGCUCACACACAGAUGCAUACACACAAAAGACCAGGUAAGGACACUUCAGCUGAGGAAACGCUAUCUUGAAGUAAAAAAGAUGAAGAAAACACUGGAUCUAGGACUAAAUGAUAAAACCAUGAUAAAAUAAAAUAAAGGUGAUAAAGCGUUAAAAGUUAAUUAAAUAAAACAGUCUUAAAAUCAAACAAUAAAAGAAAGUUAAUCAAAAAAGAGGUAAUAAAACACAAAACACCUACUGUAGGACUAAAAUAGCGUAAAAUCACAUAAUGCAGACAUUUCAGUUUUCAAUUUCUAUCCCUCUAUUGAAGUUAUUCGCUUCAUCUCACAUGAUAUGAUUAUUUUUACAUUUGUUUAUUAGUUUAAUGUGAAUUUUCUUGCUUCCCCCUUCCCUGUAACAGUCAAUCAAACAUUAAUUUGGAUGUUUAGAUACAUUAUCGCCACAUAACCAAUAUAUUUAUCGAGAAAACCUGUAAAUUUUACAAUGAAAACAAUCACUAGUCACUGCAUUAUCUAAAAGUCCAACUUUUAUUUCAAAGAUCUUAUAGUCUGAUCAUUAAUUUAAAUACUGUGUUAGUUAAUAAACUGAAUGGAGCAGUUUCACUCAGGCAGCGGGUGUUCGUGUUGUCACUUGUCUCUCAGGACUCCCCUGAUGAUGGCGUGCACUCGGAGGAACCUCGACGUGAUCCAGGAGCUGCUGCGUCAUGGCGCUGACCCGUCACUGAGGAACAAAGACGGCUGGAACUCUUUUCACAUCGCCUGCAGGGAGGGGGAUCUUUCAGUGGUGCAACACCUGCUGCUCACUGCUCCUGACGUGUGGAGGACGGCGAGCAAGACACGCAGGACACCUCUUCACACUGCAGGUGGUAUGACAGUGGUUACCGAUGGUGGAAAAAUGUGUUUAAUUUUUAUUUGUGGGGAUAAAAACAGUUUUAUUUGUUUGUAGAAAAUAACUGAUACUCUCUUUAUUCACUCAGCAAUGCACGGCUGUGAGGAGACAGUUCAGCUCUUACUAGAGAGGUAGGUGAAAUUUGGUUCAGAGCUUCUACAGACCCUACAUGUACUGUUGAUGAACGUCAUAGUCAUAAAUCUACAUAAGAAAAUAACUUUACUCAUGACUUUAAUUCUGUUUAUUUGCAUUUUUAUUUUUUGCGUUCAUACUAUGUUAAAACUGUCCAAACUUCACCUGACAGUUAUUUAUUUUUUUUGUUUUGGCCGACACAGCACUUAGUAAACAUUUGUUGUUAUUAUAACUAAAAUAACCACCAAUGUUAACACUACUGUCGGUGAUUCUUCCAGAUGUGAUUACGCCCCAGACAGUCCUGACAGCUGUGGGGUCACCCCUUUCAUGGAUGCUGUCAGGAACGGACACAUCUCAGUGGCCAGACUUCUUCUGGAGAGGCAGCAGGUAGAAAACAGCGUUUUGAUUCAGGAUGUUAUGAAGACACUCUGAAGGAUGUUGCACUAAAGCUCUGGUAAUAUCGUGUUUUGUUCUGCAGGCUUCUCCAACAGCAGCUGACGCUCUCGGGGCUCAGCCGGUGCAUCAGGCUGCUGUUACCGGCCAGGAGGAGGCGCUGCGGUUCCUGGUGCGGGAUCUGAAUGUAGAUGUGAACCAGAGGGCGACUAACAUCCAGCUCACUGCUCUGCAUUACGCCGCGAAGGUGAGACCAGUGACACCUGACAGGAGGGGCUGUUCACCUCUCUCAUACUAAAGACUCACUGCAUCUAACUAUGAUAGAAAAACAGAACAGAUAAGAGGAUAAGUUACCUAUAAAUUUAGCUAAAUAUAUAGAAUAAAAGGUGUUUAUACGAAGCUUUACCUUCAGUAUUAAAGAGUUUUUUUAAAAACUCAUCUUAAAACCCAUUUUUAUUCAUUGGCUUUCAACCCUGCAUGAGACUCGGCUCCUGUUUUAGUGUUUUAUGGUUUGUUUUUAUUUAUUUGUUUCUAUGUUUUUAAAUUAGUUUUUAAAAACAUAGAAACUAUAUUUUACUUUUUAAUAUCUGCUUUUAUUUUAUCCACUGUUUUAAUUGUUUUUUAUGUCUGUGCUGUUUUGUCUAUUUAUGUACAGCACUUUGGUCAGCUGUGGUUGUUUUAAAGUGCUUCACAAAUAAGGUUGAGUUGAGUUGAGGUAAUAGAUAAGCUGUGGGUUUUUCCUUAAGUAAUAAACAGAUGAAUGAAAUUGUCAUUCUGAAGUUAUUGGUUGAUGGUUUAAAAUCAACAAUGUUGUUGAAAACUUGAUAAAUUUAUCUGUGUCUCGCAGGAGGGUCACACAUCGACUUUAAGAACUCUGCUGGAUUUGGGGGCAGAUCUUUACAUCCGUGACAGCAAGGGAAGAACAGGUGAGCAGCAGGACACAGUGAAUCCAUGUUUUGGACUUUUCCUGCAGGGAUGAUCUUCUGAAUAUCGAUAAAAACUACUACUAAAAUGUCAACCAUGAAAGGUUUUGUCAAUGUCGUUUUAUCAACGAGUAAAAUAGAUUUUACUGUCACUGACUGAUGAAGAGUGUUAUUACACAGUCUGUGAUAAAUACCAACAGUCUGAAGGGCUUCAGUGAAGUUAUGAAUAACCGUUCAGCUACUGCAGGGCGAAUAGAUUAUUGAUCACAGAGAGUAUCAUGAGAAUAACAAAUUUUUAGAAAACUUGAAAAUGAAGCUACCCUAUCAGCCAAACUGAGGAACGGCAAAGUUAACUAACACACCAUCAUCCAUGUUUAAAUUUAGGACUUAUCUGCAUCACCAGACCUGUGACUGAAAAAAAAGCCACAUUGUUGUGCUUUUAUUUUGAUAUUUUUCCUAUCUUACUUUUUUUAAACUUCCUGUAAAAACCUAGACCUGUGCUUUUAUUCUGAAGCGUGUUACGUCAAAAAGAACAGUUCAACAGUGUGAUUAUUCAGCUGUUCAGUAACCUGAGGAAGUGCUGUCAUUGGAUUUAUAAUAAAUCUUAAAAACACAACAAAGUGAAGGUCCAGACCUCCAUUCAACAGUUCGUCUGCCAUUAAAAAGUCAUUUUUUUUCAGAUGUAGACCUGCAGCCCUUAGACAAGCUCUCAGCUGCAUCACUGCAUGAAAGUUAAUAUAAGUCUGACUGAUUAAAAACAGGCUGGAACAUGUUUCUUCUUAAUGUGCUUUUUUUGCAUGGAGGAGGUCGAGAGAAGCUUUUCAAAAACAAAACAAAAAAGGCACUGGAGUGAAAAUUAUUUGCUGUCUAACUUUGAGUUGGAUUUCUUUUGUGGUCUAAAACAUGCAAAAGCACCCGUGUAGUGACUGAGCGUUCCUCUCUUUCUCCUUGUGUCCUCGCAGCUCUUCACAUGGCCUCCAUUGGACAGCAUGCAGACACAGUCAGGACCCUCCUGCAGCUCAGGCUCAGGGACUCAGAGGACUCAUCCGGCACUAACGCACGGCAGCUCGCUAGGAAACCAGACGUGGUGCGAGCGUUUGAAUGUGGCCUAACGGAGACCGCAUAAAUCCUCCUACAGUGUUACAGAGCAGAGAUGUGAUGUUAGUGCUGCUAAAAACAGGUUUAAAGGACGGAAGAUGAAGAGUUUGGGUUGAGUAAAUCAGAAUGAACUCACAUGUCGUGGUGCGGUGUGACUGAAUUUCGAAGUUGCAAAUAAAAUGCAUAAAAAGCAAUAAAACAAAUGCAUGCAUGAAUAAGUCAAACAUUAAAUCAGGAAUAAUAAGAAAUGGCCAACAAGAAUAAACUUCAACACGAGACAAGGACUGAGAGUCAAAAGAAGGCGUGCAGAUUCACUCAGAGGAGAAACCCAAGUCCACCUGGUGGUCCAAGUCUCGCAGUUCACAGUAAACGGCACAAACUGACCUCAGAUUUCACCUCGAUUGGAUUCCACUGUAAAGUUCUUGUUUUGGGAAAAGUAUGCAGUGAAGUUCAAACAUGAUCAGGCACGUUAAAGAUGAACUCUCCUGCCUGUGUGGAAGUUUGUCUGACUGUGUUAUCCUCCUGUUUAUCAGGACGUCAGACACCAAACCUAAACUUUAAAAAUGUAAAAAUGUGCUGUGAUCAUCCCGUCGUUAAUUCUGCUGCCUGCUGUGUUUUAGUUUUAGAUUCUUGCUGGUAUUAACAUCUUAAAUGUGCCUAUAAUGGUUAUACUGGUUUAUGAGAAAAAUACUGUAAAUAAAAGGAAGAAAACAAAUUAUGUAAAUAGGUCAAAACUUAUAAUCGAGUGACCCUCUGAAAAACUUCAUUCCUGAGUUUGUUGUCCGGCUGUGCGUCUGUGACUCCUGCUGCUGUUCACUCUGAGUCAGUCAUACAGAAGCUAACUGGGUGAAUGUCUCUCAGUUUACUAAACAGGUGUGUCAAGUCUGCUCAGGUAUCACAAUGCAGCAUUCAUCCAUCAUCACUCAAACAUCUCUACUAUGUGGGUGUGCUCUUCCUUGUGUGAGUAUAAAAGAUGUAAAAUGUAAAUAAAUAAAAAAUGAAUGAAAAAGGGUUUGUUUAAAGCAAACGGGAACACCCAGAAUGAAAAUUAUUGAAUGAGCAAAAAGGAGAAUACUCAACGUCCUACUUUAAAGUGCAGGACCAUCUCAAGACUUUAUUCUCAAUAUGGAAAUUCUAUAAUGCACCUGCUGUCUGUCAACACACACCUAACUUUUCAAGGGAAUUCAUAUGGUGAUAAGAAAUAUUUGAGUCAGCUGGUCAUUUUUACUCCAAAUUCACCAUAUUUUGGUUCUUUCUCCUUCAGCUGUUAUUGUGCCAGGAAGACUCACAUGCCCAAGGAAUGGCUGGAAAAGAAACUAAGUUUACAGUCUCUCUCUCUAUAUAUAUAUUUAUAUUUUUUUCCUGAUUUUUUUCUUCAUGAAUGUCUAAUUUCAGUUAUUUUGUUGAAUUUUUAUAUUAUAUUAUAUUAGAUUUUCCUUUAUUCAUCCCUCAGUGGGGAAAUUAAGUCAUUAACAACAGCAGUACACACAACAUACGCAAUUAUAACGAGUGAAAAACAACAACAAAUAAAUAGAUUACAUUAGGUAAAUUGAAUAUAGGAGACCACUUUUUUUUAGAUUAGAUUAGAUUAGAUAUGGUCCCCUCAUGGCACUUUUUUCCUCCCUUUGGACAUUGCACAGUCGAAAAUAAAAGAAAACUACUUUAA
Molecule: messenger RNA, 6014 nt
Organism: Xyrichtys novacula (pearly razorfish)
Lineage: Eukaryota; Metazoa; Chordata; Actinopteri; Labriformes; Labridae
Source: the annotation of a GenBank genome assembly